AUGCGUCAUACUUGCUUGAGUAGCCAGACGAUUGCCCCCACAACGGUUGGGACGAUUACCACCGUUCAGCCUACAGUGACGAAAUCCUGUGGAAAUCUCCAUCGACCCAUACCUGGAGGCUUUUCAUCACCUCUGCCUGACCUCCCCCCGAAACCACACCGUAGAGAACCAUCCCCUGACCUCGACAGCAUAUCCUCCGAGAGUUCACACGACAGUCCUCCUAAAUCUAACCCCAAACCAGGGGUAGAUCGUCCUCGGAUCAAAAAUGUCGUCCUUUUCGGAGAGACUGGUGUAGGGAAGAGCUCGGUCAUCAACAUGAUCAGAGAGGGGAUUACCACGGCUCUCGACGACCAGGGUGCCUCGAGCACCCAUGGCGAGGCUCUCGUUUCGAGUAGGGCCGUUGGUUGCACCUUCUCCAGCCAGGGCUAUCCGGCCGUCUUGGACGGGGAGGAAUACCUCUUCUGGGACACCGCCGGGCUCAACGAGGGCCAGCGCGGCUCAGUCAACCACGAACAAUCGACAUCCAACCUCGCCUCCCUCCUCAAGGGUCUCGAAGGAGGUAUACACCUCCUCGUUUACUGUAUUCGCGGAAGACGUUUCCGACAGGUCGUCAAGGACAACUACGAUCUCUUCUUCAAGAUCGUUUGCCAGGGAAACGUCCCGAUCGUGUUGGUGGUGACUGGGCUCGAGUGCGAAGAACCCACGAUGGAGAGUUGGUGGGAGAAGAAUCAGCGAGAGUUCAAGAAGUACGGGCUUUGGUUUGAUGAGCAAGCGUGCAUUACUGCAACCCGUGGUAAGGCGCUGAAAGAAGGAGGAUUUCAGUUUGACGAAGAAUACGAGGAGUCCCGCGAGAAGGUUAGAGAUGUCAUUAAAAAAUAUGCUGCGGCCACGGGUUAUGAAGUUGUCCGCCGCACAACCAGUAACUCCAUCGGAUUACGCGACGCAGUCGAGGUGUCAACAUCGGAUUCGCACAUGAACGGGCAUCUUGGGACAUACUCUGGAAAGGACGAACUAGAGCUCGCCGCUGAAGAGAUAUCGUAUUACACCAAUGUCCUUGUUCAGCAGAUCAAGAGGUUCCUUCGAUGUUUGCGAUAG
Coprinopsis cinerea okayama7#130 is the source of this 1095-nucleotide messenger RNA. RefSeq lists its product as hypothetical. The coding region runs from base 1 to 1095 and encodes 364 amino acids. The transcript has a single exon. Lineage: Eukaryota; Fungi; Basidiomycota; Agaricomycetes; Agaricales; Psathyrellaceae. Gene Ontology annotation, molecular function: GTP binding. The record is from RefSeq and is a predicted model, not a curated record.